Molecule: messenger RNA, 11307 nt
Organism: Rhipicephalus microplus (southern cattle tick)
Lineage: Eukaryota; Metazoa; Arthropoda; Arachnida; Ixodida; Ixodidae
Product: growth arrest-specific protein 2
Biological process (GO): actin crosslink formation
Cellular component (GO): actin filament
Molecular function (GO): microtubule binding; actin filament binding; cytoskeletal adaptor activity
Source: RefSeq, a predicted model, not a curated record
AACUACGACCAGAGGCCGUACUCAUACCUGAUCAGCGCCCGUAGCCAGACCAAGCCAAGCCAUGACUGAAGACCAGACCAAUAGGCGGAGGCCAUCAGUGCGCGUGUGUCGGCUGGAAACCACGUAAGAGGAAAGGCGUGGCUUGUCUUCCGAAGUCAUCACCACCACAUCCGCCAAUUGCCGGCCGGGCAGGAAUUCACACCGAUGUCCAGUGGAGGACCGAUAGUGCGGACGGCGUUCGCCUCCAAUGGCGGCGGCGCUGCCUCCGCGGCCAGGAACGGCGUUCGCAGCGCCGGCAGUGUCAGGACCGGCCACGGUGUCUCUGGCGGCGGUGGCUACCCACCUUGGCGGAGGGUCAGUGGCGACUUUUGCCUCGACCUCGCCAGGGAGGAUAGGCACGCUGCGGAUGCGGUUGUGAAACCCCGCUGCAACAGUGCGACGGCGGCGCACCGUGCCCGUGACGUGGACGAGUUUUACCUUCGUGUCACGAAACGCCAGGAGGAGCACCUUAUUCCGCUCAAGGAAGACCUGGCCGACUGGCUCAACAAGUCGCUCGACGUUGAGGACAUCACAGCAGACAACUUUUUGGACAAACUCGACAAUGGCGUGAUCGUCUGUCGGCUAGCCAAGCUGAUCCAAGCCAGGGCGGAACACUGUUGCCAACUGAGCGGCUCCUCAAAGGUGGUUCCCAGCUUCGAGUUCAAGUGCUGGGAGAACGCGAAGUCGGGCACGUUCUUCGCGCGCGACAACGUGGACAACUUCCUGCGAUGGUGUCGCAAGUUUGGCGUCAACGAAUCCGUCAUGUUCGAGUCGGACGGACUUGUGCUUCACAACCAGCCUCGUUGCGUGGUGCUGUGCCUGUUGGAGCUUGGUCGCAUCGCGUCUCGGUUCGGCGUCGAGCCGCCGGGCCUCGUGCAGCUCGAGAAGGAGAUCGAGGAGCAGGAGCAGCAGCUUCUCCAGCAAGAGGACGACGUGCCAGAGGCCCUCCUGGGCGCAGUCGCAGACGAAGAGGAGUCCUCCUCAGCGUGCUCGUCGCCGGCGCUGUCCCGCGCCCACUCGUGCCUGUCGGACGACGACGUCGCCUCCAGCACCGGUGACCAGCCAGGGUUGGCGACCUCGAACGGCGGCACUGACAGCGCCGUCGAGACUUCGCUGGAGCCCCAGCUGCCGGGCGCCGUAGCGGACGUCGUCGACGGCGUGCCCAUCAACGGGUCCUCCAGGAACAAGGACGAGGACGACGACGACGGCAGAGACUCGGGGCUUCCUCACGAGGGCGGCGCCGAUGACUCCCUGGACGGCUCUUCGCUGAACGGCACCUCUUCCACUCCCAGUCCGCCGCCGCCCGAGCCGCCGGUACAGGCCAAAGCCGCCAAGAAGGCCGAGGGCAAGAAGAAGGCCCCCUCGGACCUGGACCGAAAGGUCCGCAAGAUAGCCAGUCGUGUGUGCCAAAGUGAGACCCAGAUCAAACGCAUCUCAGAGGGACGAUACUGCAUCGGAGGUCGCAUCUACUUUGUCAGGCUGCUCAAAGAGAAGCACGUCAUGAUCCGUGUGGGUGGCGGCUGGGACACCCUGGAGCACUUCCUGUCCCGGCACGACACCUGCAACGUCAUCCUGCUGAACCGGCGAUCCUCCAGUGCCUCGGAGGAUGGCUCGCACUCGCCCUCCUCAGGAUCUACCUGCUCUCUCCUCAGCGGCACGCCGUCGCCUCUGGGCUCGAGCUCGGGAAAUUCGACGCCCGCCGGUAUGGGCCUCUCGCGUCCCAGGUACCGGAGCCCAGCGUCCAGCGUGUCUCUCAGUGCCAUCAGUUCGCUGUCCAAGCAAGUGGGGUAGUUGUGAGCGGGGAAUCUCCUUGCAUUCAUUGGCCAUAAGGAUUGCACAGUAACACUGUAUGAGAACAGCUUUCUUCGGUGGCUUUAGAUGGAUGGGCGAGGCAGCAAACAUCCAGCUAUAUUUUGAUGCCACGAGAUCUGGCUAAAGAGGAAAUGCCUGUUAGUACAUGUGAAUGACUUCGUUCGGUCAAACUAGAUUGGUGUUUGCUGCGGAGAGGGUUCUUAACCUGGCUCAGUGUCCAAUUGCUGCAAGGGACAUGCCACCAUUUUAUAUUCAUCCUCAUUUGUCCAGCUGUUGGCGUGGAAUGUACCCACAAGUGCAUUUGAUGAUGUCAUUCAUUUGAUUCAUAGAUAUGUAGCUUUUUCAGUCAUCUCAGCAACAGGCUUUUGCGACUGUUGUUCAUUCAAAGCCAAUUUUUUUUAUAAUUUGACCACCUCAUUUUCUGUCAUUAAGAAGUCAUCACCAAUUCUCUUUUUUAACAUUUGUCAUUAUUUUUUUAUAUUCUCUGGCAUUUUAUGUCCCAAAACCACGAUAUCAGGAGCAGCAUUGUAGAGGAGGGCUCAGCAAAUUUUGACCACCUAUGAUUUUAUAACGUGCACCUAAAGGUAUGCACAGAAGUACAGCUUUGUCAAUGUGACAACUUUACUGCAAUCUUUGCAAGCUACAAUUAAAAUGAUGGACAUUACUGUUGGCAGUCUCAUAUUUUCCAAAUCUGUUUAGCAAGAACCUGCAGGGUUGAGAAAUAUCCACAAAAGUGAAUAUGCUGUCAUCCAUGCAUUUGGAGCAGUUAGCUGCAAAGAAAAUCUGUAUACAGUUUUCAGAAUGAAAUUGCUUGCUAUGCAACCACAUUUGUGCCUGUUCAUUUUUAUGUGUAAUAAUAGCUUUUCAUUUGAAAUGAUCAGAAUAAUUUGCAUCAAUUAAAAAAGUAGCACUUCAAAGCUUUUGCUAGAGAGUGGAAACUGACUGAUAGAGUUCUUAUUUCAGACUCUGCUUAGGCCAUCUCAUUUGCCAUCAAAUAAUUUAAGCUAAAAGGGAUACAGGAGAUAGUAAAUCAUGCGAGCACUUACAUAUGCACACACUUCACAAUUUCCAUUCUGUUUUUGAAAUUCUGAAUUAUUUAAGACUUUCAAUUUUUUUCUAUCAAGUGCUUCUGUAGUCUUAAUCAUUGUGAAUUACCUUAAAAACCCUCAGACAAAUUUUGCAUUAAGUAGGUGAUGCACAAAUACAUUCCUUUAGUAGCAUUAAGUAUUAUAAGAACACCUAAAUAGAAUACACACUUGUUAGAAAGCAACUUUUUGAAGUUAUCAGGAUAACUUUCAGGCUUCAAAUAUUAGUUUAAGGUUAUUAUAUUUGAAAUCUGUGUAUCUCCCUAACUACAUAUGAUACUUGAUGUUCCAGUUGUGAUUGUAUUUUGGGCAUUCUUGUGCAUUGUAUUAAAUGCCUUUGACGUAACUUACGUAGCACAGGACAAAAGAUGUGUGUGCCUUUUGUGUGUUGCUGUACUCACGUUUAAGGCAUUUAUUGAAAGGAUAAAGUUCAAGAUACAGACUGUGGAUGUUCAUGUACUAUAAACAAGAUGUGACUAUUAAAAUUGGUUACUUGGUUAUCUUUGAAAUUUUGCCUUUUACUAGGUGUAAUGCUAGAAAAGAAAAGCACUUUUGAAAAUAUUCAGCUGGGCACUCUGUUCUCAUGCUGUAUGCUAGGUCCAUCCAGCAAUCUUUUGAAGAAAGCUGUUCCCACGCUUUGCCCACUGGCCUGAAAAUUUCAGAAGGGAGAACUCGGGUGCUCUUAACGAAAUGUGCAACGGACCAGCUGUCCAUGGUUGUACUUGCAGUGAUUUAGAAAUAUUGAAUUUGUAAAGUGUUUCAUAACUCUUUUUUUUGCAUGACAUCCUGUCUCUUUCGAGCUGUCUCAUUUUCUUGAGUCUUCAGUGCACCAUGACCCUCAGCUGUUGAUGGAUGUCAGAACGACUUAUUGCACUCAUUCAAUGUGUGUACAACUUGCUGUCUGAAGACGUCGGUACCUUCUGUUCUAUUCAACAACUUUUGCUGUAAUUUCCCUUCUUACAUUUUUGUAAAGUUUAGUUUUAUCCCUUCUCUCAUUUUGCUUAAUGCACAAAAGCUUUUGCACUAUGUUUUAGCAGAAUCUUACUAUGUAUCACCGUCAAAAGGUAGCAAAUCACGAUAACCUUUUGAGGCGUAACAUACUCUCACCAUUUUUUCAAACGGCAUAUUGACGUUCGAAUCUAAACUUGAAAGGACGAUUUGUGCGCAUUUCAUUUCAUUAACACUGAUUACCUAGUACUUUCAAGUCACAGACCCUGUGUGAGUAUCAGCGUCAAGGUACGAAAUUUACGUAGCAUAGCUUACAUUACUUAGGACUAGAGAAGUAUAUUGCAGAAUUAAAACAUUUUUUUUCUGCUUACCAUUGCACGUUACUUUCUGUUCAGAAUAGCCAUAAGGUAUCUCCUCUGUCCUGUUGGUUUAUCUUUUUUUUUAAUCCCAUCACUGUUGUCUACAGGUUAUUUUUGCAACCUGCUUCUUUCUCCACCAUUGCUACACCUAAAUCAUUUAGUAGUCGGUAAUCAUUAUUUCAUUAUUUGGAUUCACACUUUUGAGAGCUCUUCAUUAUGCUCCACAGCAACGAGACUUCUGCAUUUUUUUCUUUGAUUAUUGCUCUAAGCAUAUGGCACGGCACAAUUUCAGCACUUGUGAGAACUGAGCACUGCAAGUAUUUUGAGCUUUUGUUUUAUGACUGCAAACGAGAGUGCUUUGCUUGUUGUGUGAAAAAAAGUGCUGCCCAACUUAAAAACUGCAUCACAGAAGCUUGUCACUUUAUCUGCAAUUGCUUAAUAUCUCUGUUCACUGCCAUGACAGCGCAUUUUUAUUGCAUGCCCAAAGAGAAACUUUUAUUUAUGUGCCUAUACUUGUAAAGACAGCAUGAAAGUAGCUAUGCUUGCUGCCUUACCUAGAUGUGGCAGCUUAAUGAACUGUGUGAGAUAGUAUUCUUUAAAGACUUUUCCUCACUAAUGAGUAGCAAUUGAGAAGUGAUCCCAUUGUCAUUAGCAUAACGUAGCUGUUUGAUCUGUUUUCGUGUGAAAUCUGUGAAGAUCUAAUGAAAUCUCUGUGCUGUUUUGGCUGUAAAACUUAGGCAUCGAGGAAACAUGCGCAUUUCUAGUAGUUGCUUGUUGUAUUAAAGAAUGAUUUUAUGUAUAUAUGAAGUGUUGAUGUAGCUAUUAGAUUACUAUUUUGGUAUGCUUGAUCCAGAUCGUUUUAGGAGCUGUUCUAUUUCAAGUGGACAUUCUGUCACUGAUCUGCCUCUCUUUAGCCGCACUUUUGCUUCUUGUUGAUGUGUAGAGCUUUUUUUUCCUUUCGAUACUUUUAGGAUGAUAGUUGUGUGUGGCAUGAACCAUUUUGAGUCUGCAGUGGUUGUUGGUUACUUGUAAGUUUUCCAGCUUGUUCAGGGAGUUUUAUUGAGAUCUUAACAAAUCGCUUAAAGUGUUCAUUCUUUCAGCAUAGUGUUUUUUUCUUUUGCCUGACGGCCCUGUCAUCGUGGUAAACAACAUGCAGUAAUAUAUGUUAUUGUUUUUAUUUACUGGCUAGACAUACUUUUAUUUGGACACUUUCUGGUCUGUAAUUUACUUCAGUACCUGUGGUCUUGUACAACGGUUCAAGAUUUUUUACUCGGACCAGAAUUAGACUUUUGAAAUGUGGAAUAAGCAGGGUGUGUUGCCCUGAUAUGGCAAGCUUGGAUGGUUGGCUCUAAUUAUGUGCUAUAAAAUCUUCAAAUAGUGAAUUGCAAAGCAGUUCUAACUAUAAACUAUUGCUUCUUUGUUUCUACAAAUUACAAUUCUGAACGACGAAGUUUUGAUAAAUUUAAGCCUGUUUUCUUGCCUUUUUUUAGAAAAAAAGUGAAACCAAUGUCUAUGUUGUAUUUUUUUUGUUUGCAGUAAAGUCUGUGAAGAUAUUUUAUUCUGCCUCAUUUUGCUUACUGACGUUUUUUUUAAGGUAAUCAUAGAGUUCUUUUCUAUUAUGCACUCAUGCUACAUUAAUAAACAUACUUGCGUGAAUUGUGCCAGUAAUGCCAUUUAUGUGCUCGCAGCUCUCUAAGAAUUCUUACUGCCCUAAUUGAUAUGACCAGUGUUAAUGCUUUGUUAUGACGCAGCCUUUUUAUAAAAAUUAGAAUCAAUUAGUUCUACAUAUGAAGCUGGAACCACAUAGCCUUGUUUGAAAAAAAGAUGUUAUUUUUCGUUUUUAAGAGCCCUCAGGUUUAUUUUCACUUUCUCUAAUAGAAGAUAAUGGAGGAGUGUGGUGAUGGUUACUAUGAGUUUUUUUUUUAAAUUCACAAUUGAAUGGUUCUUUGAGCAAAUUGCUGGGCGUACUUUGAAGCUGAUCGUUUGAGUAACUUCUGUUCUUCUUUCCUAGCUCCCUCUUGCUGAAAUUUUGAGGGGAGUGGUUUUUUACAGAACUAAAAAGAAUAAGAAGUACGUGUUUUUCGAUAAUAGUCAAGGCCUUCAACAAGUGUCCCCCUUCCCUAAGAAAAAUUGCUGGCUAUGUGCCUGACUCGCGGUGACCCCGACACGGUGUAACUUGACUUGAUGGCAUCCAAACUGGCAGUCUGCAUUAACAAUGUGGAGUUAGAGCUCCACAGUAGAUGCUCAAUAAACGAAACCUAGAAGGAGGAGGAAAAUUACAGGAUGCAGCAAGCAAGUACGAAACCAAUCUUGCCAGAAGCAUUUGUUCAAUUUAAGCAGCAGUUCUGUUUAACAUAUUUCCGUUUACGGGGAGUUCUCUGUAGUUGGGAUAGAUUAGCUUGCAUAUAUUGGUGAGGUUCAGUUACUACUACUACACAUGCUUUUUGUUUUCGUUGACACGUCAUACUAAGGGGCGUUUUCAAAUAAAUGGUGGUUGUUAGCAAUGACCUGGAUCAGUCCUGUGUUUUCAAGUAUCAGAAUGGAAAAAUGCAGAAUACUUGUUCUGAAUGUAAGUGGCACAGAAUGAAAAUGCUGCAUUUGAUACAAUAGAACCUCAGUACUCUUAAUGAAUGAUAGUCAAUAUGUAUAAUCUUUUCGCCAUGCUGAUCACAAAUGCCCAGUGCUGUGAUGGCCAGCACUCGGUAGGCUUAGUUUCGUACAAUUCUGGAGUGCCGAGUUUGCUAAAUGCUGGCGAACCACAGCAGGAUAGAAAAUGCAAUGCUGGAGGCAUGCUUGCAGAUGUGUUUUACAACAGUAGUGAAAGUUGCGCUUGUUAGUACGGCAGGGUACAGCGCAAAAAUGACUUAAGACGGAGAGAACAGAAGGGACACGAAUGAGCUCUGCCAUGAACAUUGCCGUUGGUGUCCCUUUUGUUUGUUGAUUGUUCUCAUGUUGUUCCCAAGUAUGCUUUUAUAGCAGGCAUGCGCAGCAUCUCUAAUGAAUAGAUAUACAACUUACAAGCAAUUGUGCGAGUUAGGAACCUCAACGUACACAGACCUUUCCUAAUUAACACUGGUGUACAAUCAAAACAAAUAAUAAAUAAUGAAAUUCAUUUAAGUUAAAUAUAAGGCCUGACAAUUAGAAUGGUGAGCUCAGCCCUUGCCAGAAUAUUUGUUCAGUGCUAUGAAUCGUGUUAAUAUAUGGAACUAUGCAAUGGUACUCCAACUUGAAAUUCAGUGUAUUUUCUAAUGACUAUGUUCUAUAAUCAGAAUUUUUCUAAAGUCAUGCAUUUAUUACAGAAGUUACAUACGUGUUGGUUGUAACUUGAGAGAACAAUGCAUUUGCUUGCAGAGGGAGCCAUGUCAUGGUAACUAUUAUGCAUUUAAAUCUCUAUGCUCCCAGGAGUCUCGUAGAGCUAUUUACCCAACUCUACAACAAUGACAAACACAACUAUGUCUAAUGAUGGCUACGACCUGUAUGUGAAACACUAAAACAAUAUUUACUGUUACAAACCAUUAUUACGAACCAUAUAUGUGCAGAUUUCCACAAGAGUCAAAAAGUUGCAAGAGUGCCACACUUUUUGGGCAGCCUUUGAAAGAGUCGGUCUCUAUAUGAAAAUAUUCCCCGUUCCCUCUGCCAUCAAACAUGACCUAUACCUUUCUGAAUUGCCAGCAAAUAUUUUUCUAAAUACGUGAAGGCCAUAACUUUUUGCACCUAAGCAUAUCGUUACAACUUGGGGAGCUUCUGAAUUUGCAGCGCAUGCUAAAAAUAUUGACCAAUUCAGAAAGCUGUAAGAAGCCAGAACAAAAAAGUAGGAAAAGUUUUACAAUAAUCCACACAUCAGUGUGCUAUGCAGGCUGAAUCUUUAAACUCUUUAAAUUCCAGCAGUAGUGCUUUCACUGGAACUUUUUCAAGGAAGAGUGCUGUGUUGUACAAAAGCAUUUAUAUCAUUUUAAAUAAUCACACCUCUGUUCAGGUCAUUGUCUAGAUUGAGUUAGAACCUUACUGCACUGGCCAUUGUAUUCCAUUCUUCAGGGUAGAAAAAAAAUGUAUUUGUCACCUGGCAACCACAUUUUAACAGUGCGUGCAAAAAGUGCUUGGAUGCAUUGCUUAAGGUAUGCGUUUUGGAAUUGGGUAGGUUGCCAAAGUUAGCAUCAAAUCGAUCGGGUAUAACUUACAACUGAAGGAUUAAAAUGCAACCAUCAGUAAAUUAAAAUGAAACUCCUCUAGAGACUUUAUUUUUCUUGAAGUUGUACUUUUAAUUUAAUGCUAAUUAGGUGAAUGUAGAAACCUUGUUUACAUAGUGUCAAAAGUGUUUGUAUUUUAAUCUCCUCACUAAUGCAGCAUUCUCUGAAGAAAUAGUGGUACAGUACUGUAUUUUAAGCUUCCAGAUAUUCUUUUACAGAAGUUUUGUACAUUUAUAUGAGUGUUUAGGUUGUGUGCAAAAAUCUAAGCUCUGAGCUUAUGAUGACAAAUCGCUGUGUGUGUGGCUGUAGGUAUGGUCAAAUAAAUACAGCAAACGCUGCAUGGUCUAUACUACUGUGCACUACAUGCAGUAUUUACCUACAAAAUGUCUACAGUAUACACUGCAAAUUUUUUUUAUGUAUUGAGCCUAAUAUAAUCUUUUGCAUAUCAAUGCAUAGUUCUGCCUGUUAUGCAUGAAAUUCCUGAUUGAUAGCAUCGAUUCAAGAAACAAUCAGGAGCACAGUGAAUUCAUGUUCACAAUCUCAGGCCUAAAUUUUGUGCCUUGUGGUCAUACUUGUUCUCUACGUAUGAAGCGAUCAGUUCAAAUUCUUUAGUAUUUUCUCAGUCUAGUAGUGCAUAUGGAACAUGCACGAUUAUGUAACGAAAGAGAUUCCAAAAAGCUUCGACUAUGUGGAUAGUGCUUUGAGAACAGUUUCUGGAACUUGACGUCUUUUUAAUCCAUCGGUACCUAAUAGCCCCCUGACAUUCUACAUUUUAUGGGAUUUUGAUAUGGUAUUCAAGGAACUACUGUAUUGUGAUCUUCAAUGCAGUACUUCAAAAAAGUGUGCUGUCAACCGAACCACUAGCACGUAAUCAAAUGCACUUUGAUUGAUAGAUAUGUGGGGUUUAAGGUCCCAAAAGCACCAUAUUAUUAUGAGAGAUGCCCUAGUGAAGGGCUCGGGAAAUAGCAACCACCUGGGGUUUUUAAACCUGCACCCAAAUCUGAGCACACAGGCCUACAGCAUUUUUGCCUCCAUCGAAAAUGCCGCCACCCCAGCCGGGAUUAGAUCCCGGGACCUGUAGGUCAGCAGCCGAGAAGCUUAGCAUCUUGACCACCGCGGCGAGGCAAAUGCAUUUUGCAGCUAUCGUUUAAACAAUCAUUGAAUAUUCUUCCAAAAGCGGUUUGAGCACUUCUGGCAUAAUUGGACAGGCUUUAUUUGGCUUCAUUUUAAUGCAGCAGUGAACAGCAGGUAUAAGUUUAUUGAGAACAGAGUUUAUUGAAAAUCUCUCUGGUGCAGUACUUCCACAUAAAACCAUCAUUUAAUCAGCACAACAUCAAUGGUCAAGGUGCACAUGGGCAUAACAAUGCUACGUGAUAGUGCCAUCGUGAUAAAACACAGGAAGAGGAGGAUGACAGAAGAUAGACUAGCGCGAGGUGAUCAUAUCGACAGAGCUGCUCAUCUCACCUCUGAAAAAUACUGGGGUGUCUUUCACUGGUUAGGCGAACAGCAAUGAUAAGAAUUCCAUUGUCGUACUAGCCUAGAAACAUGCAAAUAUUUUAUAAAUAGUUCCAAAUAUUUUUAAUAAAUGCACCUUUUAUUGCUAACCAGAAGCACAAGUUUUUUUCUCAAAACUCUAAAAUUAUGUUAGCUGUGUUCACCUUUGACAGCUAUUACAUUGAAGAGUCCAUUCUUUGCGUUCUCUUGCAUCUUUUCAACAGCCACUAAAAAAUAUAUUUUCUGGCACAAAGAAACAUACUUCCCAAGGCUGUGAGCGGUUGUGAGUUGACAAAAAUGUUUAUUUUUAGUUUGCACAACAUGCAAAAUUCUUCUUUUUUUCUUGAGUUCAGUUCCUAAGUUCAUUUUCGAUACGUUGCUGUGCCAUCCUUAACUUCAACCCGUUUUCAAUGCUUGCCAUCCUUCUCCACAAAAAGUUUAUUAUUUUCUGUGUUUUUUUAUAUCAUCUAGAUGCGCUAUGGACCUUGUUUACAAAAGCAUAAUGGAUGGCUUUAAAAUGCGUAACCUUUCCAGUUAAUUUUCUGAAAAUUUGUUUCGUGAUUUCUAUGCUUAUGAAGCUUCUGCUUACGUUAGUUUUCUGUAGAGCCUCUGCAAAUCUGUGGCAUUCUAAAAUUAUAAAUUUGAAACAACAUAUUCGUUUCUUGUGUUCCUUGAGACCAGACUAAUGCACCAACAUGCACACUUAUUUUGAACAGGAUGUCUGAGUGGCUAAAUGCAUCUAUUUUUGUGUGUGAAACUGCUACCUUGUUUAGUUUUGGGCAUGUUGUGAUGUCUAUGAUUGCAGGUCAUUCAUGAAGUGUAGCUUUUUACAGGCUUUUCUUUAACCACUCUUUCUUAAUACCACUGUUGGCACCCAUUGUUCAAGUGCUUCCACCUAAGAAGUUGUGAUGCCAAAUUGAUCAUCUCAUUGCAUUUUGGCAUAUAACCAUGGCUGACAAACAAACACGCGGAGUACCUAAGGAAGUCGACCGCGUGAAAUGUCUAAUUUUCGGCGUGAACGAGGCUCAGCUGCUUGGUGCCUGCGACCACCAAAAUAUUUACGAGCUGUACGUGCCACUUGGCGAAUGUCUUAAUCUUUCUGCUCGGCUGCCUGUGUAGCCGACUGAAUGCUAAUUGCCGCUUUGCCAUUGAAGCGUAUUUUCAGCUUUCGAAUUGCUUCAGACCACUGCUUUAUGCUGCUACUGCCCCAAUUGCAAAAUGCAUGACACUUGUGUCUAUCUCAUGCAGUUUGCGAAGAGUUUCUGCAAAUGGUGCAGAUUGAAGGAGUUAUGCUUGCUUCUUGUUUGUAAGCGCAAAUGCUUUGUCUAUAAGAGUGUGUGUUGUUUGUUUCUCAGAUUUUAAAUAAAUGGAAACUAUAAUAAA